CGGAUUCUGUAAAACUCAACCUGUCAUCAUCUUUCAUUCGAUAAAUCCCACUCUCCCAAACAUGGCCUAUCCAGCAACCAUGCCCAACGCCCACGCUGCGCCCAACACAAGAGGAUGAUCGAGCUAACAGGCCUCAUUCCAACUCCCAACUUCGGGGCCGCCCUCUUCAAAAAGCUCCUCGGUCUUCUCCACCGUCCUUCACGCACCAAGCCGUCCCUCACAGCCCUCCCCAACAAACUCCUAGUCGAGAUCUUCCAAUACCUCCCACUCAUCGACCAAGCCAGCCUCGCUCUAACCUGCAAAUCCUUCCACUUCAUCUUCAACCACGUCUUCGAGAACGAGCUCUUCCGCUUCCCACGCCUCUACCAGCUCCGACUCCCUCAUCUCUACCCAGACGGCAUCAUCAAGCUCGGCAAGACAAGACAACAAUUUCUCCGCCGCCUCCAGGAUAAACGCGUCCGAUACUGCGCAAAAUGCAUGAAACUGCACCGCCGCGAAACAUUCGCGCACCCGACAUACACCGGGCCCAUGAUCUACAGGGAAUUCUGCUGGACCGAGGCGGGCGUCAUAGACCUAUGCCCCUGUGUGGCCUUGACAAUUCACGAUAAGAACCGCAUCGUGUGCCAUCUGCGGCGCAUGGCAAAGGGUAAACCGGUUGUGCUCAAGGACGGGCUUGAGAGGUUCUUCGUGCUGGGUUCUUGCAGGGGAGUUGUUACUCCGAAUGGACAUGGUUCGUUGGUUUCAGGGCGCGCUCCCACUCACGCUCCGGCUCACGCUCCGGCGCUGGUUCAUUGCUGUGCUGUGUCCAGCCAUGCCUUUGUGGAAGCGCGGAUCAGGACGGUUCUAUAUAUCGGAAGGAAGGGCAUGCUUAUUGCGGAAACGGAUUACGAGGUUUCCACGGAUGCUAGGGUGAUGGAAUGGCAGUUGGAUGAUGAUGGGUUUGCGGAUGCGCACUAUAACUUGCUUUGGGCGAUGAGGACGUCGGAAAUGGGGCUUCUUUUGGGUGGGGAAGGCCACCGCCACGACGACGGGGUGAAAGACAAGAAGCAGGUGUCGUUCAGUGUGAAGAGGAAUCUGGGGAGCUGUGAGUUGCCUGCUGAUGGGCAUUGGUCUAAGCAGGACCGACUGAUGAGUCCGUCGUAUGUGCGGCUAAUGCAUGCUUAUGAGAACUGAACUUGCCCGUAUUAUAGUCGAUAUUCCGAAUGGGAUGAUCAAGGAUUCCAAGUUGGAGGAAAUAACAAGAAUGUGAUACUGUGCCACCGGCAGCCCAAACAUCACGGACAAGUCCAAAAACUGGCCCCAACGUCGCAACUGGAGGUGUUCGUCAGGUUCUAAUUUGUGGAUGUUCUCUCUCGCCCGCCACUAAGGAUCGGGUCCAGCCGAACUGCUCCAAUUAAACAAUCGCUUUCUUG
Messenger RNA from Aspergillus versicolor CBS 583.65, 1412 nucleotides. Its product is annotated as F-box protein. The coding region runs from base 115 to 1173 and encodes 352 amino acids. Gene Ontology annotation, molecular function: protein binding. Lineage: Eukaryota; Fungi; Ascomycota; Eurotiomycetes; Eurotiales; Aspergillaceae. The record is from RefSeq and is a predicted model, not a curated record. The transcript is spliced from 2 exons.